Molecule: messenger RNA, 2745 nt
Organism: Drosophila melanogaster (fruit fly)
Lineage: Eukaryota; Metazoa; Arthropoda; Insecta; Diptera; Drosophilidae
Gene: ast
Product: asteroid
Exons: 3
Coding region: 88-2652 (854 amino acids)
Source: RefSeq, marked reviewed
GCAAACUGACAUCACUAUUAGCACGCUUUUAAAGUUUGUGCAAAAUAGGUAAAUAGAAAAUUGGGAAAAUAGGCAAGCGCCGGGAAAAUGGGAGUCCGCGGCCUGACCAGUUACAUAGCGCAGCGCGCGGAGAUCUACCUUAAGCCGCACGAGCUGCACUCCACGGCGCUGGUCAUCGAUGGCGACAACUUGAGCUGCAAUCUGUACAAGGAUGUCACCGGGAGCUACUCCGCCUUCGGCGGCGACUACGACGACUUCUACCGCGCCGUGGUGCAGUUCUUCCAGGUUCUGGCCGAGUGCAACAUUCGGCCCUAUGUGCUCAUGGACGGCGGGUACGAGGAGCGCAAGCUGAGGACCGUUAGCACCCGGCUGCGCAACAAGAUUUCCGUGAUCAAGAAGAUAAACCCCAAUGCAUCCAUCACGCUGUUCCCGCUGCACCUCAAGGAGGUUUUCGUGGACGCUGUGCGCGACUGCGGAGUCCCGGUGAUGAGGUGCGUCUUUGAGGCGGACGACGAGUUGGCUGCUCUGGCCAGGAAACUUAACUGCCCAGUGCUCUCCUACGACUCGGAUUUCUACAUCCACAACGUCAAGUACAUCCCGCUGAUCACGCUGACUGUUAAGGUUCUCACCAAGCAGGUGAAGGACAAGAACAGCAGCAACCAGAAGGACAGUCGAGAUCUACGUCACUGCGAGGCCAAGAAUGUGAAGAAGCGCACCAGGGCCAACAAGAUUGUGACUGGCAUUCAAACCACAGGGCUGACAGCCAGUACAAAAGGCAGUUCCAAGACCUACAAGUACCUCGACUGCUGCAUCUACCGGGUGUCCCAUCUCUGCGGACGAGGAACUCUGAGUCCCGAGAAGCUACCCCUUUUUGCCGCCCUCCUGGGCAAUGACUAUAUUGCCCGCAGUGCCUUCAAGAACUUUUUUGCUGCGGGAAUGGGCAAAGCAGGACGAAGUCGCAAACUAAAGCUCCAGCAGAAGCGCAUACAGGUCAUCCUCACAUGGCUGAAGGAGGAAACGGCGGAAUCUGCUCUGGCUAAAGUGCUGUCGAGACUGAAAAAGAACCAGCGUGAUUCCCUGGUCUCCCAAGUGAAUGCAGCCAUCUCUGGUUACUCCAACGAGUUGUGCCACGCCUACGAUUACUUCGAUGAGCACUACGAGAAUGCUUUUCCUUAUAUAGAACCCGUCAGUGAAGAGGAAUGCAGCGACGAUGAACAUUCGUCUAGCUCCGAUGAAAAAUUUUCAGAUGUCGAAGAAGGCGAGGAUCAGGAGGAAGCUGAUAACCAAGAUGAGGAGCAGCAGGAAGAAAAUCAAGACGUUGAUUCGGGUGAUGAAGAAGAAGAGGAGGCGGAUGAAGGCCUCGAGCUGGAAGUGGAAGACAAAACGCUACUCUUCCCACAAUGGUUUCUGGACAAACUAUAUCCCGCGCACCUGCCCCGCAGCUUCGUGGACCUUAUGCACCUGCGCAAGUACAUCAACAACCCACAGAUCGAGCACUUUCCCUUCCACGACUCCAAUGAAGUGGCCUUACCCAUCCUGAACUACGUGUUCGCUCUUCUCCAUCACGUAGAGUGUGAGAAAAUUGAGCUACCAUUAGAAGUGGAUAUGGAUAUAGAGGGUUCGACAGUCCCCUAUCUCACCUACCUCACCAGAGCUCUGCGAGUGACGAACGUGAGGUAUUUCAAGAUGCCCAUUGAAAAGAAGCCUGCCUAUCCGUUUGAUCCUCUUUCGCCGGAUGCUAGGCAUUUAAGAGCUGUAUUCGAAGACAAUGCUCCCAAUGCGGAUACGGAGAAGUUGUUCAGCAAGCUCGACCAGUUGCCGGAGGACCUGAGGCUGUACUUUCUGGCCAUUAUCUACUGGUUACAUCGCUCGGAGCACUGUGAUUUGCUGCAUCUUCACUCGCUGAUCCUUAGUUUGGUUGUCCUACGAACCAUAGAUGUUACAAUCCCUGCUGAACGAGAGGUGAAAACCUUCCUUAAAAGAUUUGGCAAGACAUUGAAAGCAGAGCGAGCAGUGAGGGAUAAGGAAGCUGCCGAGGGAAUUAAGCGCGGCAUCAAACCUGCUCUGCUAGAGCUUUCUGUUCCAGAUCGGAUGGCUCAUGUACCCAAAUCGGACUGCUAUUUAACUCAGGAACGCCUACUGCCGCACUUCCAUAUGCAGGAGAUCUUCAAAAAGAAGUUUGACUUGUACUCCACCACGGUUAUCCACGCAUUUGCUGAAUUUCAGGCUGUGGUUUACCAACUCAAUGGGCUAAAUUCUCUUUUGGAUUUUCCACUUUUGAGUCCGAGGAUGAACCAGCUUUAUUGCGGCGCCUUUCUCUACAACAUGUAUGAUGUACUGAGGAAUCGUGCCGAUGUCCGCUACCAUGUUGAGAACUUCCUGCUGCCCGACUCCAAGUUGAUGUUCGAUUUCUAUUGCUACUUGUACGACUGGUGCGCGGAGUUUAUACCAACUUGGAAGCGAUUGGAGGUGGAUCCGACGGCGGCAAAGGCCCUGCAGAAGAAGCGAUUGAAGAAGCAGCGUCAGGCGGCUAGGAAAGUGGAGCUAAGGGAGGCCAUCGCGGAUCCCAAUGCGGAAAUGGUCGAGGAUGCCGAUCCAGAAAACGACUUCUUCGAUCUGAACAACAAAUUCUGCGCACUCAAGGUAGCGUAGCUAGUUUGAAGUCCCGCACGUGCAAUUUUGAAGUUUUUACAUUGUUACAAAUCUAUACUUUGCGUAAAAUAAGAAAAAAAUUAAAUAUUUUUU